GGCAAGUGCGGCGUGUGGAAGUGUUGUAACACUCUGACUUGUAUGUGAGUGCGGGAAAAUUUCGCUAAAUUUUACGAACUGUAUUUUGUGCCGAAAAUAGCAAUGUAACGGUGAUCAAAGGACUCCACACUCACAGCGCGACCACAUUGACUAUCUAUACAUAGAAAGACACGAAGGCGUAAACGCCGAAGUAAUACCAUUUUUGUGUUUCAACGCUUUGUGCUUGAGUGGGCGAACGACCGACAACGCUAACUUAAAGUAGAAAAAUGCUUCGUGAAAAGUAAUGCGAAAAAUAUUUGUGGCAAGCGAACUUUAACGAAAACAAGAAGCGAAAAGCUGAGUGAAUUGGCGAAGCGAGAGAAAUUAAUGAACAUUAAAGGGCACAGAAAAUGUUCUAAUUUCAAUGUGAGUGUAAGUAUAAACACAAAACUGUGAAAAUACACUUAAGUUGAGUAAGAAAAAAAAACAAACAGCAAAACAGCCAGUGAGUAAAACUUUGAACUCGAAAACGGUGCAUGUUGCACGUGCGUUGCAAGUAAAUUGUAUAGUCGAAUUUACGAUUUUAAAGUUGAAACGAAGAUCUAUGCGAUUUGCCUUCAGCUCGCGACGAAGGACAUCAAACGAUGCAGGCUAUCUUGAAAAGCGGACCUUGAGUGCAUUGUGGCAAGCGUGUGUAAAAUGUACAAAAUCAAUUUAGAGUGAGCUUCACACAGCUGCAAGAACGCAUAAAAUGCGCAAAGCAACAAAAAUAGCAACGACAAGAACACUUAGCAUUUGAGGCCAGACAAACGUAGAAGCCCUUAACUGCCAGUUUCAUACUUCCUUGCAACUCACUCCUACCCAACUUGGUUUCUAAUUACUGCACCGUCACUCCAUUCCCUACUCUUUGCGAAUUUUCACCAUGGCCACAUACUACCUACGACGACAUCAACAAAGCCAACAAUCAAAACAAACGUUCUAUCAAUAUGCCACAAUUGCCAUUUUACUCUUAACGCUCAUUGCUGGCGGUAAUAUGCAGCAACAGCAGCAAUUGAUGCAACAAGCGCCUAGCUUGCAGCAGCAACAACAACAACAACAGCAGCUGCCACAGCAGAAGCAGCAUGCUGCAACUGCAAAGCAACAACAGCAACAGCAGCAGGCUCAGCAAGCGCAUCAGCAGCACUCGAACGCGAUUAUGGGCGAGGCUGGUGUGACGAAUUCCCAGCUGUCAAAACCGCCCACAGCCACACACUACGGUGGCGCCAAUCUGCAACCUGGCAUUGCGGGCGGCAUGCUUGCCGGCACAGCUAGUCAGGAUCCGCGCUACGACGCGCCCGAUGAUUGCCACUUCCUGCCCGCCGCUGGACCGGAGCACCCCGAAAUAGCGCUCACUUGCAAUCUGCGCACCGUCAAUAGCGAAUUCGACACAACAAACUUUAGCGUCAUACCAGCCGAGCAUACGGUGGCGCUGCAUGUGCUAUGCAACGACGAAAUCAUGGCGAAGAGUUCGCUGGAGGCGCGUUCCUUUGCGCAUUUGGUGCGGCUGCAGGAACUCUCCAUACAAUACUGCAAGCUCGCUAAGUUCAAUCGCCACGUGCUGGAGGGUCUGACACAGCUGCGCAACCUCACCGUGCGCACAAACAAUAUUCUGUGGCCCACAAUCAACUUCGACAUUGAGGCGGAUGCUUUUGCAGUGGUUAAGAAUUUGGAGCGUUUGGACUUGUCGUCGAAUAAUAUUUGGUCGCUGCCGGACAAUAUAUUCUGUGCGCUGAGUGGCUUGUCCUCGUUGAAUAUGAGCGAGAAUAGGCUGCAGGAUGUGAACGAGCUGGGUUUUCGUGAACGCAGUAGGGAGCAAAUGGCCGGCGUGGGCGGCUCUGAACAAUCAACUGCUGCCACGCCUGAGCUUUCCACCAAGCGUCAACAAUCUACAAUCGGCAACAAUAGUAGCUGCAAUUUCGAUCUGGAAAUACUGGAUGUAUCGUACAACCACUUUGUGCUGCUGCCAGCCAAUGGUUUUGGUACACUGCGGCGCUUGCGCGUAUUACAAGUCAACAACAACGAGAUUUCCAUGAUCGCUGAUAAAGCUUUAAGUGGUUUAAAGAACUUGCAAGUGCUAAAUCUCAGCUCGAACAAAAUCGUCGCGUUGCCCUCUGAGCUGUUCACUGAGCAGGCAGGCUCGAUACAGGAAGUGUACUUGCAGAAUAAUUCAAUUAGCGUUCUAUCACCGAAACUCUUCUCAAAUCUCGAUCAGCUGCAGGCCCUCGAUCUUUCAUACAAUCAGAUCACUUCCACUUGGAUCGAUCGCAAUACUUUUGUCGGACUUAUACGUCUGGUGCUCCUCAACUUGGCACACAAUAAGCUCACCAAGCUAGAACCCGAAAUUUUCACCGAUUUAUAUACCCUACAAAUUCUUAAUUUGCGCCACAAUCAGUUGGAGAAUAUCGCCGCUGACACUUUUGCGCCAAUGAACAAUCUCCACACACUGCUUCUCUCCCAUAACCGCCUCAAAUACCUGGACGCUUACGCGCUCAAUGGACUGUACGUGCUUUCGCUGCUCUCACUGGACAAUAAUGCCUUGAUCGGUGUGCAUCCUGAAGCCUUUCGCAACUGCAGCUCACUGCAAGAUCUCAACUUGAACGGCAAUCAGCUUAAAACAGUGCCGCUGGCUUUGAGAAAUAUGCGCUUGCUACGCACAGUCGAUCUCGGCGAGAACAUGAUCACCGUGUUGGAGGACAACGCCUUCAAGGGGUUGGGCAAUCUUUACGGACUACGUCUGAUUGGAAACUAUCUUGAAAAUAUAACGAUGAAUGCCUUUAAAGACCUGCCCAGCUUACAGAUACUCAAUCUUGCACGCAAUCGCAUCGCGGUUGUGGAACCAGGCGCCUUCGAGAUGACCUCAAGCAUACAAGCGAUACGUUUAGACGGCAAUGAUCUAGGCGAGAUAAAUGGCUUGUUCAGUAAUAUGCCAUCUUUGCUCUGGCUAAAUAUCUCCGAUAACCGUUUAGAGCACUUUGACUAUGCGCAUGUGCCACAUACGUUGCAGUGGCUCGAUCUGCACAAGAAUCGCUUGGGUGAACUCUCAAACCGUUUCAGCUUGGACACGCAGAUACGGUUGCAAACACUGGAUGCCAGCUUCAAUCAGAUACAGCGAAUCUCACCCUCUUCAAUACCUAACUCCAUCGAGUUACUCUUCCUCAACGACAACCUCAUACACAUGGUCGAUCCGGACACCUUCAUGCACAAGUCCAAUUUGACGCGUGUAGAUCUCUAUGCCAACCAAAUCACAACCUUAGACAUCAAGUCCCUGCGAAUACUGCCUGUACAUGAACUCCGUUCGCUUCCUGAGUUCUAUAUCGGUGGCAAUCCGUUCACCUGCGACUGCAAUAUCGACUGGCUGCAGAAGAUCAAUCACAUCAAGUCGCGUCAAUACCCGCGUAUUAUGGAUUUGGAAACAAUCUACUGCAAGCUGCUGAACAAUCGAGAACGCGCCUACAUACCACUCAUCGACGCCGAACCGAAGCAUUUCCUGUGCACCUACAAGACACACUGCUUCGCUGUCUGCCAUUGCUGUGAAUUCGACGCCUGCGACUGCGAAAUGACCUGUCCGACGAACUGCACUUGUUUCCACGAUCAGACCUGGUCGACGAAUAUUGUGGAGUGCUCCGGCGCUGGCUACUCACAAAUGCCACGCAAAGUGCCCAUGGACACCACGGAGUUGUACAUUGAUGGCAAUAACUUCGUUGAGCUUGCAGGUCACACCUUUCUGGGGCGCAAAAAUCUCGCCGUACUUUUCGUGAAUAACUCGAACGUGCAGUUUCUGCAUAACACGACAUUCAGUGGGCUGCGGAGACUGCUGGUGCUGCAUCUGGAAGAUAACCACAUAGCCGAAGUGCAUGGCGAUGAGUUCAGCAACCUUGAAAACCUUCGAGAGCUCUAUCUGCAGAAUAACCGCAUAUCGAGUGUAGGCAACGGCAGCUUCGAAGCGCUUCGUAAGCUUGAGGUGCUGCGUUUAGACGGCAACCGCCUCGUUCACUUCGAAGUGUGGCAGCUGGCACUCAACCCCUAUCUAGUGGAAAUCGGGCUAGCAGACAACCAAUGGAGCUGCGAAUGCAGUUACUUGAUGCGCUUCCGCACGUACCUCGCACAGACAGCCGAGAAGAUUGUGGAUGCAGCACGCGUGUCCUGUGUGUACAAUAAUGCCACCAGUGUAUUGCGCGAAAAAAACGGCACCAAGUGUACGCUGCGCGGCGAUGAAAUCACCACUUAUGCACAUGCAAGUGAAAUCCAACAUCUACUUCCACUGCUGUUAGUCGCCACAUGUGCUUUCGUCGGCUUCUUCGUGCUCAUUUUGGGCGUCUUCUGCUAUCGGCAUGAGCUCAAAUUGUGGGCGCAUUCCAAUUGCCUGCUCAAUAUGUGCUAUGCGGGGCGGAAUGCGCACGGCUUCGUUGAAACGUUGGACAAGGACCGGCUCUGCGAUGCGUAUUUCGCCUACAGCCUGCAAGAUGAGCACUUCGUUAACCAAAUAUUGGCGCAAACCCUCGAACAUGACAUUGGCUAUCGGUUGUGUCUUCACUAUCGUGACGUGAAUAUCAAUGCGUAUGUGACGGAUGCCAUCAUAGAAGCGGCCGAGAGCGCCAAGCAAUUUGUGUUGGUACUAUCAAAGAAUUUCCUCUACAACGAAUGGACGCGCUUCGAAUAUAAAUCAGCUCUGCACGAGAUGGUAAAGCGCCGCAAGCGUUUGGUCUUCAUAUUGUACGGUGACUUGCCGCAACGCGACAUCGACAUGGAUAUGCGUCAUUACUUGCGCACAAGCACCUGUCUCGAGUGGGAUGACAAGAAAUUCUGGCAAAAGCUCCGCAUAGCACUGCCGCAUAUACGCAAACGACCAAUGACCGCCAAUUGUCUGGCGGGUCGUUCAGCCGUGAACAUUUACGCCUCAGCGCACGAAUACCAGCCUGCAGGCGCCAACGCCGUAGGUGGUGGCGGUCUACCUAAUGGACAUCUCAGCGGUGGCGCCAGCGUUGACAAGGCACACUACAAUGACUGCAACAACUAUGCGACCAUCAACGAUUGCGGUGUCGGCGCGCGAGGCUACGCGCCCAUACCCACUGCUGCCGGGGCGUGUAAAUUCAAUACGCUCAACGAGCUAUCUCACAAGCUGCACAAGAACGAUUUGCUGAACAAUAUCGGUGGUGGUGCGGGUUGCAUAGGGCUUGGCGGCGGCGCUAAAACGCUCGACCAUCACCAUCACUUGCGGCCGCAUCAGCAGCACGAGUACGCGGUGCCCGCUUAUUUGGGCGCUUUAUCUAACGGGCAUGUGGGUGGCGGAAAUGUACCAACUUACGACAGCGUGGACUACGCAAAACAACAGAAGCUGAGCGCCAGCAACAACUGCGACAGCUGUAAUGGCGGCACACAAAAGCGUGUCACAAAAGGUGGCCUACAUCCGAGCUUCUCAUCCAAUUUCACCGCGCCACCCAACGACAGCAUCGGAGGCGCCUGCUUCAACAGUUACAACUGCAAGAAGCCCUGCAAUUGUGGCGCGCGCAAGCAUCCAGCUGCAGCCAGUGACGAUGGCAUCAGCUGUCGUUGCGGUAAUGCAGGCAGCGGCGCAAAGGAGACACUCGCUGCGGCGACUGCGACGACGGCGACGCCCGCGACGACGAACGCGAACGCGAAUAAUUCGAACAGCAGUAAUAGCAGCAAUAACAGUCACAGCAGCAGCGCGACCAACAGCAGCAACAAUAGCACCAGCUCAGCGGGUAGCGGCAAUCGCCAGCCAACCGAACAACUGGCACACUACGAAUCGAGUUUGUCGUUGAACGAGAGCGCGGCAUUAAAUGGGCCAUUGUGGGCGUAACAGCAACUGGAUUUGGGUGGCAGCAGCAUUGCAGGCGGUAAGACUCGCAUGGCGGUCUGCUUGAAUGUGUAAGCGAUGCAAAUGAAGGCAGCAAGAGCGCAAUGAAAAUUGUAUGUACUUUUAAGUGUGGGUGUGUAUGUGUGUGUGUGUGUGUGUGUGUGUGUGUGUGUGUGUGUGUGUGAGUGUGUGUGAACAAGUGUUGUACGCGUUCAAGCGGCAGAGACAGACUGUAUAACCAGUGAAUUUAAUUACGUGCAUACGUUUGUAAGUGUGCAAAUAGGCAGCUCUUGAAGGCAGUUAAAUGGAAUUUGUAAGGACACUUGCUGUAGCACUUUUAAGCAGGACAUGUACUGACGAUACUCGUAUGUACUCACUAAGAGAGAUGUACUUUGUAUUUGUAAAGAUUUAAAAGCAAAACUAAUGAACUUAAACGACACAACAAACUACGUAAAAUUGCUAACUAGCUAUAAUUAAAUUAUUAUUAAAUUAUUAUUAAAAUCUAAGCACUUAGCAAAGCGAGGCAUGCAAAAACUAAAAUUUUCAAUAGCAUUAGAGAAAUUAGUACGUAAGUGUGCUUGUGUGUGUGUGUGUGGUUAAAAUAAAUUUAGUGGCAUUUGAUUUCUUUUUUGACUUCAAAAUAGUAAAACGAGAUAAAUUUAAAUUUGAACAAAAACUAAAAAAAAAAAAUAAAAAUUGUUAAAUAGACUGAUAAAAUUAGUUACAUACGUUUAAGUUUCUUAUAAAUAGUAAUGUUUAAAAAGAAGAACAAAGACAAUUAAAACAAAUUUAAAAUAAGUGAAAAAUGCAAAAUAAAAAUGAAAGUCUAUUAUUGGCGCUUAAAUCAAGAAUCCUAUUGUUUUUAUUUGAAAUUGGCAAAAUUUGUUGGAAGGUGACUUUUCAAAGUUUAGACAACUAAAAAUAUUGGCAA
Molecule: messenger RNA, 6767 nt
Organism: Rhagoletis pomonella (apple maggot)
Lineage: Eukaryota; Metazoa; Arthropoda; Insecta; Diptera; Tephritidae
Gene: Toll-6
Product: toll-like receptor 6
Biological process (GO): signal transduction
Cellular component (GO): extracellular matrix
Molecular function (GO): protein binding
Source: RefSeq, a predicted model, not a curated record